Molecule: messenger RNA, 3713 nt
Organism: Motacilla alba alba
Lineage: Eukaryota; Metazoa; Chordata; Aves; Passeriformes; Motacillidae
Gene: CTTN
Product: cortactin
Exons: 17
Coding region: 158-1819 (553 amino acids)
Biological process (GO): regulation of actin filament polymerization
Cellular component (GO): lamellipodium; cortical actin cytoskeleton; site of polarized growth
Molecular function (GO): actin filament binding
Source: RefSeq, a predicted model, not a curated record
GGCGGGGCGGAGCGGAGCCCGUCCCGCUCCCACCUGGAGCCGGGAAGAGGAAGUGGGAGCUCGGGAGAAGCGGAAAUUGCAGCAGCAGCAGCCGCCGCCAGCCCGGGAAGCACCGGCGGGGAGCCAGCGCCGAGGAGGAGGCGGCGGCAGAGGCAGAAUGUGGAAGGCUACUGCAGGCCACACCGUGUCUGUCAGCCAGGAUGAUGGAGCUGAUGACUGGGAGACAGAUCCAGACUUUGUGAAUGAUGUGAGCGAGAAAGAGCAGCGCUGGGGAGCUAAAACCGUGAAUGGGUCCGGCCACCAGGAGCACAUCAAUAUUCAUCAGCUGAGGGAGAAUGUAUUCCAAGAACACCAGAACCUCAAAGAGAGGGAGCUGCAAACAGGACCAAAAGCUUCCCACGGCUACGGAGGGAAGUUUGGCGUGGAACAAGAUCGCAUGGAUAAAUCAGCUGUUGGACAUGAAUACCAAUCCAAACUUUCUAAGCAUUGCUCCCAAGUGGAUUCGGUGAAAGGGUUUGGUGGCAAAUUUGGAGUACAAACUGACAGAGUUGACCAGUCAGCUGUUGGGUUUGAAUAUCAGGGCAAAACUGAGAAGCAUCCCUCCCAAAAAGACUACUCAAGUGGUUUUGGUGGAAAAUACGGAGUACAGGCUGACAGAGUGGACAAGAGUGCAGUGGGGUUUGAUUACCAGGGGAAAACUGAGAAACACGACUCCCAGAAGGAUUAUUCCAAGGGCUUUGGAGGUAAAUACGGUGUCGACAAGGACAAAGUGGAUAAAAGUGCUGUUGGCUUUGAAUAUCAAGGCAAAACGGAAAAACAUGAAUCACAGAAAGAUUAUGUAAAAGGCUUUGGAGGCAAGUUUGGUGUGCAGACAGACAGACAAGACAAAUGUGCCCUUGGCUGGGACCACCAGGAGAAGGUGCAGCUGCACGAGUCCCAGAAAGACUAUAAGAGUGGUUUCGGAGGGAAAUUUGGUGUACAGACAGAAAGGCAGGACCCAUCUGCUGUGGGGUUUGAUUACAAGGAGAAACUAGCCAAGCAUGAAUCUCAACAAGAUUAUUCCAAAGGAUUUGGAGGCAAAUAUGGUGUCCAGAAAGAUCGGAUGGACAAGAAUGCAGCAACUUUUGAAGACAUUGAGAAACCUUCCUCAACUUAUCAGAAGACCAAGCCAGUAGAAGCUGUUGCCAAUAAAACAAGCAGCAUCCGAGCUAACUUUGAGAACCUGGCCAAGGAGAAAGAGCAGGAAGACCGAAGGAAGGCAGAAGCUGAGAGAGCCCAAAGAAUGGCCAGGGAGAAGCAGGAACAGGAGGAGGCUCGGAGGAAACUGGAGGAGCAAGCUAAAGCCAAGAAGCAGACCCCACCACCCUCUCCUGCCGUGCAGGUGGCGGAGCAGAAGGCGCCCUCCAGCCCGGUCUACGAGGAUGCAGUUUCCUAUGAAGCAGGGUCAGCCUACAAGAGCUCCAGCCCAUCCUACCCUGCUGCCCAGGAGCCAGAGGCUGGCUACAAAGCGGCCCAGCCGGACUACCAGGAGGCAGCGAGCCAGCGGGAGGCAGAGUACGAGCCAGAGACUGUCUAUGAGGUGGCAGGAGCAGCAGACCACUACCAAGCAGAAGAAAACACGUACGAUGAGUAUGAAAAUGAACUUGGGAUCACAGCCAUAGCCCUUUACGACUACCAAGCUGCGGGUGACGACGAGAUCUCCUUCGACCCCGACGACAUCAUCACCAACAUCGAGAUGAUCGACGACGGCUGGUGGAGAGGGGUGUGCAAGGGCCGCUACGGCCUCUUCCCCGCCAACUACGUGGAGCUCAGGCAGUAGGGACUCCUGCUGCUGCUCAUGCCUUAAUUCCCCAGCCCACACACCACUUCACACACUACAGACAGACCACGAGGCUUUCCCGAGGAUGGAGGGGGUAUAUGCAUAUGGCUUUUAUAUUUAAUACUUUGCUGAUGCUUUUUAAAACACUUAGGCCACAGAAUCCGCUAAUAUAUUGUAACUACUCUGUCUUUCACCGAGGCUCUUGGGAUUUAUUUUCAUCCGGAAACGUUUCUUCUCUGCCAAAUUAGCCAAGCCUUUUGGAGGACAGGUAGCUGUCUGCUGUAAUAUUGCAUGUUUUACUCCUAAGUGAGCAGAUUUAGUCAAGUGUUCAAGUCUAGUUAGUCUUCCACUAAGCAUUUGCAGCUGAGAAAGUCAUUGCUAUGCAGGCUGUUUGCAUUUCCACCAAGUGGGGAGGACUGGGGAGGUGCAGAGGUGGUUUUUUUCUUAUUUUCUUUUUUUCCUUUUCUUUUUUUUUUUCCUCUUUUUCUUUUCUUUUCCAGAUAGUGCUUGAAAAAAAAUGAAGAAAAUGUUUUACAGUUGCAGUUAAUCAAAUACUGCCCAAUAUUUAUGGAAUAUUAAUGUUAUGAAGGAAACAGUCUGGUACUUUUUCCUUCUCCUUUAAAGUGGAGUUUCUUUGGCUCUUAAAUUAAUUUUUUUUUCUUCUUUUUUAAUUAUUUUUUCUUGAUCCUGCUCCUCCUGCUCAUGCUAUCCCAGAGGAGGGCUGCGAACUCUCUAGCACUGAUUGUCCCAAAUUCCUUCACCCUUUUGUUUUUGCUUCGCCCUCCUCUUUUCCCAGGAAAACUUGGAAAAGUUACUGUGCAAGUGUUAAGUCACCCAAGGAGAUUCCUGCUUGUUCAGAAGGAAACUGGCAUCCAGAUCCGCAGGAAUAUUCCCGUUGCUUUAAAUGGGAGGAAAAGGCAGGAGGGGUGGGAUUGCAGUUGUGUUCUGUGUGCAGUGCUCGCACGGGGAAGGAAAGGAAGGGCCUGCUGUGCAGUAGUGACAUUUUAUGGAAACAUUUUCAAGUCAAGGAAUGUUAAUGAUUGGAUUUGAAACCCGUGUAAAUGAUCUCCAUUUUUAAACCAGACAAGAGACUUUUUUUUUGUAUGUUCAAGAGAAACUGCCAGUACUGUUCUACUAAACAACACAAUUAAACCUGUUUGAUUUUUGGGUUUGGUUUUUUUUUUUGCCAAAACUGAAAUUCCUGUCGCUGUAGAAAGCUGAAUACUGCAGAUUUAGGGUCCCUACCAAAGAUAGCAAAGUUGCAUCCAAUAGUGCACAUGUUCAGUGUCUGUACUGUCUGUUUCCACCUUUGAUCAAAAGGAAAAUGUCAAAUCUGGUGUAGCAGCCAAGAGAGAAGGCAAAGACUUCUUAUCAAAUCUGCAUUUGGACCAAUGGAAUAUGGAAGGCCUGUACAAAAAGGUGAAUUGUACAGAGUAUCGAGGGAGAAGGCAUCGUGUCGAAGCAGUUCUUGGAUGGUUGGGACAAUCCUUCAUGAAUGUCACAUGUGUGUCAUGAUUAUUACUGUUUUUUUCUCCUUUCCAUGGUCUCAUAUCUGUGUUGUAUUUGCAUUACUAGGGUUGGGUUUUAUAUGCAGUUUAUUUUAUCCAAUUUUAGAACACCUCAUAGGGAUAUGAUUUUUGUAAAUUAAAUAUUCAAUAAACUUUUUGAACCAUUUGCAUGGAAUAUUUUUUUUUAAUUUUCUUUUGAAAAAUCCCAGCAUCAGGCUCAGCUUUCUUUUGUUUUAUGUGCUUGUUAUUUCUGCCAAGAACACUAGUGGGCUGUAGGGUUUGUGGCUGCUCCUGGAUUUUGGGAAUGCUGGUGGCAUCAGGGCACUGACUGCUCUUGCAAACACAGAUGUGGGGUUACAUCAAAUAAACUUUUCCAUCCCUUUAAA